CAGGUCAAAAGUUACAAAAGUUAUCACUGGACUGAUUAGUAAAAGCUUGAUGUUAAGGGACUCAGCAUGUAUCACACUGUAGCAUGUUCCAUCCAAUACGCUAGCCCUUUAAGAAAUGUGAAUGUGUGACGUUCUGGAAGUGUCGCGAGAUUCGCCUGUAAACAGCGCGUUUUCAUAACGUGUUUUGAAUGCUGCUCAUGCGGUGGAGCGUCGAAGCCAUAAAACUCCGUGUUAUUAUCAAUAUAAUGAGAGAGAUGCACAUAUAGUGAUUGGAAAGCCUUCUUUAAUAUUUUGUUCAUGCGGAUGGCUGUGUAUUGUGCUGAGUGACCGUGAUUUCUGUCGAGACACGUACCCAUGUGACGAAAUCAGAUCGACAAUAGAUCUCGAAGCGUAAGUGUUGAACUAUCAUCAAUGCCAGUUUAUUAUUGAGAUAAUUUUGUUGUGCAUGAUGUGAUUUGAACAUUAAGUGAUUAGUGGUCAUCCUUGAUCGAUUAUAGAGGGGAGAAGAGAGCUCUGUAGGCCUUCUGUUUCCUCAGGCCGAGUGUGAAGCAACAGAAGGGGAAAUUGAGUUCAUCAUUGGCUGUGAAAGCGUGUACAAUGCUAUGGUGAUGCUAUGAUGAUGAACAGUAAGUUUGAAUUAGUUGACGUUUAAAGUGUACAAGUGUUAAUUUACUGUGAUUUGAGAUUGAGUGAAUAUUAGCCAGUGUAAUGUAUUAAUGUUACUGGGAAAUGUGGCUUCUAAUUUCAUUUUUAUGCAUGUUAUGUUACAUAAGCAGCCUUAUUUGAUCUUCUAUGCAUGCUGACAAAUCUUGUAACACUCUGUGUAUUUGUUUUUCAGUAUAAGAGUCCACUAUCGUUGUCUAUGUUGGUUAUAUUCAUGUAAUUGACCUGUUAAUGUGGUGACUGAGAACAAAGAGACAAGAGAGUUUGAUGUAAAGAAAAAAUAACAUCUUUAUUGAUUUCAACCACUGUAACAAGCCUUACUGUGUAACACCCUUAAGAUUUGCAUAAUUAACGCUGCACUGUUAAGUGCAGUCUGGAAUAAACGAUCCCCUUAAAAAAAAAUUAAUUCCUGUGUCCGGUGUAGUCACUAACACACCGGGCCACAGAGAAUUUUGGUACCAGGAGUGGGGUUCCAUUGCUAAUUUUGGGGUGACAGUCAGGUGGAUAAGGAGACACAUAGACAACGGUAGUGGUGAAGAGGGGUCGAGUUAGCGGUGCCAAGGAGGUUGACGACGUGAAGUGGGACGUGCCUGGAGAGCCUGCGGUGAAGCACGGGACCAGCUUUCAGGAACGCAGGAGGGUGUUCACUUCGACGCUGAGAUCGUUGACAAAGGCGACCGCAGAAAAUAGCCCUUCAGGUUAAUCCGCUGUGACUGUGUUUUGUGACUGUGUGCCAUUCGAGGUAGAGACAUUGUAAGAGCAUGGACCAGGACGAUGAUGUGCCAGCGGCUCAGGCUGGAGCCAGCCGUGAUAUGGACAAUGCUGAGGCGGUGGGUCAUGAUGAUCUAGGUAAUCCAGUGGCAGAAUUGCAGUCACAAAUUUUGGAGCUAGGUCGAAGACACGACCAAGUCAUGUCAACCCUUGCUAAUAUGAGUAAUGUUGCCACUAGAUCUUAUGUUUACAUUCCAAGGGAACGUCAACUUAUGCCAUUCAGUGGUGAUCAUGUUAAAGAUGGUCAGUCUGUAGAUGAGUUCAUUGAUGAGGUUGAACGUGUAAUUCGGGUAAGGGGUUUGAACGUUGAUGACCAAGUUGAUUUCAUACUUUCACAUUUAAGAGGUUCAGCCUUAGAUGAAGUUAAGCUGUGUAUGGGUGGGGAGACCAAGCAACCCAGUGAUCUGUUUUCAUAUUUGCGGGGGGCAUUUAGAGAGAAACGUACUACACCACAGUUGUUACAUGCUUUUUAUGCACGCAGACAGCUAGAGGGAGAAGACUUCCGUGACUUUUCCCAUGCUCUCUCUCAGCUUCUUAAUUCUGCUCUCCAACAGUCCCAUUACGCUGUGUCUGAUUCCCAGCUGGCUUUAAGAGAUCAGUUCAUCGAAGGCAUAAGAGAUGCGACUCUGCGUAGAGAGCUGCGCAAGCUGGUCAGAGAAAAGCCUCAGUCCACCCUGUUUGAUGUCCGUGAAGAGGCCAUGAUGUGGGUUGUGGAGGACAGACCCCAUGGUGCUAAUGUGGCCAGGAGUCGAAAUAUCGUGAGUACAUGUUCUGGGGAGAUGUCAGAACAUUUAAAUUCCGCCAGUGCUGCACAAAGUGACAUGGCUUCAGCUUUGCAAGAGGUAGUAAAAGUUAUCACGCAGCAGGGUAAAGCUAUUGGAGAACUCACUAAUGCAGUUCGUGAACUUGCUGUACAGAAGGGUGGUCCCAGUGGUAGCCAGAGUGGAAAGCCAAAGUUCAAGCCCAAGUAUAUAGUUGACGGCCAACCCAUCUGUUUAAGAUGUGAAGACAUGGGACAUGUAGCUAGGCAGUGUCCUGUACCACGUAGUUCCAAAGACCAGUCCACUGCCACCGCAAGUUCUGCGUUACAGGGAAACGGGGUCCCUCCGUUGCUGUGA
Molecule: messenger RNA, 2552 nt
Organism: Carassius auratus (goldfish)
Lineage: Eukaryota; Metazoa; Chordata; Actinopteri; Cypriniformes; Cyprinidae
Exons: 2
Coding region: 1425-2552 (375 amino acids)
Molecular function (GO): zinc ion binding; nucleic acid binding
Source: RefSeq, a predicted model, not a curated record